Messenger RNA from Trematosphaeria pertusa, 2133 nucleotides. RefSeq names its product putative multidrug resistance protein fnx1. The coding region runs from base 348 to 2054 and encodes 568 amino acids. The transcript is spliced from 7 exons. NCBI's taxonomy places the organism in Eukaryota, Fungi, Ascomycota, Dothideomycetes, Pleosporales, Trematosphaeriaceae. The record is from RefSeq and is a predicted model, not a curated record. Gene Ontology annotation, molecular function: transmembrane transporter activity. Gene Ontology annotation, biological process: transmembrane transport.
CCGGUUAAUCUAAACCAGUACCCAGAAAAUCGGCCCCAAUCUUAGCACCCUUGCGCUUGACCCCGCGAUACAUGCCUAGAACCGUGCCGCAAUUCAUCACAAUUAGGCAAAGGCUGUUUGGACGGUACAAUCUACCCUUGGAAUUUUGACAGGCAAUGAAAAGGCGACGCUGGGCCUGGAAGGUUCCGAGGCUCACCCCAUGCGGCGCGGCGCAUGGUUGACGAGCGUGGAGUCUCUCAGAGUCGCGCGUUCGACACUUCUUCUCAAAAAUGCAGUUGUUACAGAUCACAUCGCGUACCACGGCCUAGAUUCGGAAUCAUCGGCGACAAACCUUCCGCGACACGACGAUGGAGCAGAAAGCGUCCACGCCUAUCUCCGGCGACAUCGAAGCUUCACACGAGCCGGGCGCACCAAUCUUACGGUCCAGCUCUGAUCAGAUCAAGGAGCCUAUUCGAAGUUCGCAAGAUGCAUCAGAUUUUCAAGACGGCGAGAAUCAUGUCAUCUACAUCGUUGGGGUUCGCUUUUGGCUUAUAAUCGCGUCGCUAGCUAUGUCGCUCUUUCUUACGAAUCUGGAGAUUCCCAUCGUCACGACAUCCUUAGUAGCCAUCACCAACGACUUCGGUCGAUUUGAUAACGUGGGUUGGAUCAUCUCCAGCUAUCUUCUGGGAUACGUUGGCGUACUCGUAAUAUUCGCAAAACUAAGCGACAUAUUCGGACGAAAGCUCAUGCUGAGCUUGUCAAUAUCGAUUUUUAUUCUGUUCUCCGCGGGCUGUGGUGCAUCGCAGAGCUUGACACAGCUCAUCAUCCUUCGCGCUUUUCAGGGUGUUGGAGGUGCGGGUUGCUUCGCACUGGCUUCCGUGAUGCUGACCGAGCUGGUUCCACCGGAGAAAUUAGCCCAGUAUGUCGCCAAUCUCAGCACGGUGUAUGCCAUUUCGCUACUCUGCGGCCCUAUUAUAGGAGGCGCUAUCAGCUCGAGGUCCACGUGGCGCUGGGUGUUCCUGUUGAACAUUCCGGCAGCUGCUCCAGCAUUAAUCUUCGCAAUCUUCGCCCUCCCAAAGAACUUUCCUCACCACGGACAGUUAGACCGUCCACGGCGUACAUUUAAGACACUUAUAGCAAAGGAAACCACGCAGAAGGUAGAUCUGAUGGGAGCGGGCCUCCUCCUUCUUGCCACACUUUCCAUGACGGCUGGAUUUGAAGAAGCGGACUCACAAUUUCCUUGGAAAUCCGCCUACGUGAUCUCUUUGCUGACAAUAUCGGGUAUCUUGUGGAUCUCUCUGGUGCUCUGGGAGAGAUACAUUACUAACCAUAGCAAGACCGUUGAGCCUGUUCUGCCGUGGAGGUUUAUGCAGGACCGCGCAAUGCUGAGCCUACUUCUAAACGCUGUAUUCCUCGGUGGCCCAUGGUUCGUCGCCAUAUUUCAGCUACCGCAGAAGUUUCAGCUGGUCCACGGCUCCUCUGGGUUGAGAGCAGGAAUUCAAACGAUGCCCUUUACCUUUGCCGCUCCGAUUGGAUCAGCGUUCUCGUCCAUGAUGGCCAGCAAACUCAAAAUACCGGCCAUAUUCAUCGUUCUCGUCAGCGGAGUUCUGCAAACAAUUGGUUUUGCUCUUCUAGCUUCUCUCCCAGAGUCUUCCCAUAUUCCGCCACGCACAUAUGGCUACCAAGUCAUCGCCGGAUUUGGUUGCGGGAUCAAUAUCUCCACUCUCUUGCUGAUUGUGCCGUUUGUAGUUGAAUAUCGCGAUAAAGCCGUUGGGAUGGCAGCCGUCUCACAAUUACGUGUUAUGGGAGGAGCGAUCGUGCUCGCUAUUGCAACGUCUGUCUUCAACAGCUACACGAGGCCCAAACUUGCGCAAUUCCUUGAAUCCGGCCACCUUGCCGGCGAGUCCAUUCCAUCGGUGCAGUCGCUAGCUCAGUUCAGCGUUCAAGAUCAGGAAAGCAUCAAAGGUAUUUUGGCACAUGGGUACAAUCUUCAAAUGUGGGUCCUCUGUGCUUUUGCGAUUGCGCAGAUUCCAUCAGCACUACUUCUCUGGAGGAAGAAACAGAUCAUGGUUUAACUAGAACCGCUCUUGGUUCAAAGUACAGGCCAUGCUUAGAUUCGUGUAUCUAUUGAGGUAUAAGUUGGGCAAUGUCCCG